Messenger RNA from Punica granatum (pomegranate), 1241 nucleotides. Lineage: Eukaryota; Viridiplantae; Streptophyta; Magnoliopsida; Myrtales; Lythraceae. The record is from RefSeq and is a predicted model, not a curated record.
UCCCCCUCACUCUCCAACCACAAUUUUUCUUAUUCUCUUCUUUUCCUGCCCCUACGGCCUCUUGCCCUUCUUGAGCCCCAAACAAUUCUAUUCUAUUCCCCCAAGGCUUUUCAUUUGAAGUAUUUGACAAUACGUAUCCCGAUAUCGCGCGUAGAGAGUUCGGUGUCGUAGAUCGGAUAUGAGUUGCAACGGGUGCAGGGUCCUGAGGAAAGGGUGCAGCGAGUCGUGCAUACUGCGGCCGUGCCUGCAGUGGAUCGAGAGCCCCGAGGCGCAGGGCCACGCCACCGUCUUCGUGGCCAAGUUUUUUGGCCGUGCCGGCCUCAUGUCCUUCAUCUCCAACGUCCCCGAAUCCCAGCGCCCUGCUUUAUUCCAGUCCCUACUAUUUGAAGCGUGCGGCAGAACAGUGAACCCGGUGAACGGAGCGGUCGGCCUCCUGUGGACGGGCAACUGGCACAUCUGCCAGGCCGCCGUGGAGACCGUCCUACGCGGCGGCACCCUCCGGCCAAUCCCCGAGCUCCUCGACGGCUCAGCCUCUGGCUCAGCCCCCGAUGAGGCCUCCGAGGCUGAGGAGGUCACGUGCACCACAGACGCCUGGAAUAACCUCCGACAGGAACGCACCUCCGGCCAGUCCCACUUCUCCACAUCGAGAUCGAGGGUCUCCCCGAAGCGGAGGAAGGUGACCGAGGACAUCAAGCCUCACCAGCAGAUCGACCUCGACCUCAGGUUGACCCCGAGGCUGUCGGCCUUGUCCGGGAAAGCCCCGGUGCUGAAGCUGCAGCCCGAGGCAAAGAGGCGACUCGGUAGCCCGUCGAUGAACUCGGAGGAGUCGGUCACGACGACAAACACUUGCCUCGUCGACAGCGGGGCUGGAGAGGGCGAAGCCAAUAACAAGGAGAUGAAGUUGCUCAAGUUGUUCAUCUGAAGAGAGUUUUUGAUAUAUUUUUCUGCUAAUUGUAAUUUUUUUACCUUUUUUCUCUCUUUCUUUUGAUGAUAAGUGGGAAGGGUUCUCGCCGGAUUUUGAGCUCCGGCGAGGUUUUGUGGGUCACCGGCACCGGAUUUCUCUCUUUCUGAUCAGCUGCUGGAAGGGGGAGAAAUGAUAGUCCGUCGGUGAUGAUGAUCCUUUUUUUUCCCCUUCAUUUUUUUUCCUUUCUUUUUUUGUUAUAUUAAUAGUUCUUUUUCUCUCUGAAUAUAUACAUAACUGCGUGCCAACUCUUGGAAUAAUAUGACUCCUCAUUAAUUUC